Messenger RNA from Triplophysa rosa, 3786 nucleotides. RefSeq names its product ankyrin repeat domain 13A (gene ankrd13a). Bases 392 to 2227 code for a protein of 611 amino acids. Lineage: Eukaryota; Metazoa; Chordata; Actinopteri; Cypriniformes; Nemacheilidae. Gene Ontology annotation, cellular component: cytoplasm. Gene Ontology annotation, molecular function: protein binding. The transcript has 15 exons. The record is from RefSeq and is a predicted model, not a curated record.
CAUUUAAAUGCAGCAAUUUUAUUAUUUAUCCCAUACAUUGUUAUAUACAUUAGUUUUAUACAGCUAAUUGGGCACUCGUUGUUUAUUUUACACACGAGGCAUUAUUUAAAAACUCUAACUAAAUCGAAAAAAUAUGGCGGAGUGUUUUGAAAGAUGGCUGGCUACACCCCCACCCAAAUAGUCUGAACCUGGCACUUCCUUGUUUUUCAAAAGUUUUAUUUUGAAAAAGUUGCUCGCGUUUUCGGCAUCUUUCUGUCUAAAAAUCCACCUUUUUAAUUCAGUUACUGUGAGUUAAACGCAUGAAGAGUUUGGAGGGCUCGUGACAGUAGCUAGCUCGUUGACUGGCUCUUGGUUUUGAAGAGGUAAUCGCUGAGAGUUUGAUCGAGGCACAAUGUUAUCCGCCACCGCUGCCACUGACGAGGAUUUCAGCCUCAGGUUUCCACUGCACGCACUGGUCUGGGAGAAUGAUUACAGGAGGCUGGAGAAAGACAUUCAGACGAAUAACAUUGAAGAAGUUGAUCCACGAGGACGCACCCCUCUUCACCUGGCUGUCUCACUUGGACACAUGGAGUCUGUGAGAGUGUUGCUAAGACAUGGGGCAGUUGUUACCAAAGAAAAUGACAAACAUUGGACAGUUCUGCAGGAGGCGGUGAGCACAGGAGAUCCUGAGAUUGUUCAACUGGUGCUCCAGAAGCGGGAUUAUCUCAAAGCCUCCACUGCGCUGGGUGGUGUUCCGGAAUUACUGUGCAAGAUCCGCGAGUCCCCAGAUUUCUACAUGGAGAUGAAGUGGGAGUUUACCAGCUGGAUUCCUCUCGUAUCCCGCAUGUGUCCCAGCGACGUGUGCAGAAUCUGGAAAAGCGGAGCUAGUCUGAGGGUGGACACCACUCUGCUGGGCUUUGAAAACAUGACCUGGAUCAGAGGCAGAAGAAGCUAUAUCUUCAGAGGAGAUGACAACUGCACGGAGCUGAUGGAAGUCAAUCAUGAGGAAGAGGUCGUGGACACGGAGCGUUUCGAUCUUUCGCGCGAGAUGGAGGAUGUCACGCUUAACAAUAUGCAGCCCGCUGAACAGGAAGUAGCCAAGAGACUGACCACACCCAUCGUUAACACGUACCUGGAUACGAAGGACAUUGCGUUUGAGAGGUCUAAGUCUGGCAUCUGGGGCUGGAGGUCAGACAGAACUGAGUCGGUGAAUGGAUUUGAAGCUAAGGUUUUUACGGUGAACAAUGUCAACGUUGUAAUUCGCUCCAGGACGGAGCAUCUCACAGAUGAGGAGAAGGCCAGGAUAAAAAGUGAAAGGAAUGUUCUGGAAUCUUUACUCGGCACAGUGGAACAACAGAUCGGUGCUCAAGGGGACAUGACUUUGGAAUAUGCCACUGCCACAAACCCCACUGCCAUCACUCCUGAAGAGUAUUUUAACCCCGACUUUGACCUCCAAGGCAGAGAUAUCGGACGACCCAUUGAGCUCACCAUCAGAACACAGAAGUUUAAAGGCACUCUGUGGAUGAGUGAGGAACAUCCCCUGUCUCUGGUGGAGCAGGUCACGCCCAUCAUUGACCUGAUGGCCCGCACCAGCACCCACUUUGCCCGACUCAGAGAUUUUAUCAACCUAAGGUUUCCUCCUGGCUUUCCCGUCAAGAUUGAAAUCCCUCUGUUCCACGUGUUAAAUGCUCGCAUCACGUUUGGAAGCGUCAACAAGUGCAGUACAGACGAGCCUCUGGACCCCAACCAAUCAUCUUCCACGCCCUCACCUACAGAAGAGAAGUGUGAAAAUGACGUCCAGGCGUCAGGACCUGCUGCGUUCCAGGUUUGUGCAUCUGUAUUCACGGCACCUGCACAUUAUCAUCAUCGAGGCGGCAACCGGCACUCUAACGCACGUCAUUACAACCCAACCAGUCACGAUGAAGAGCUGCUUCAGUAUGCCAUUCACCAGAGCCUGAUGGAGACCAGUGCAUUCAACACACAGGACUCUUUGAGCGAUUCGGAUGGACUUGUCACACAAUCUAUGGAGAACAGAUUAAGUGAUGGAUCUGGGUCUGAAGGAGUUUUAGUCGACCUCAGUGACACCACACCUUCCAGCAAUGGCUCUGUCUCUGUCUCCAGCCCUGACAUUGACCUGCGAAUGGCCAUGGAGCUGUCCGUCCAGGCACAGGAGGAGGAGGAAAGGAAAAGAAAGAAAGAAGAAGAAGACUUGGAAAGAAUUUUACAACUCUCACUAACAGAAAAGUGACAAAGUAAGAUGGAUGGAGAACAAAAGGAGUUCCUGUUAUUGCCAUAAUCAUUAAACCUGUUAAUUUAUACUCUUCUUCUGAUUCAUGCAGCUUUCUCUUGCCACUGACAAACAACUACAAAUAUUGUUUUUGUUAAGUAUAGAACUUCCUGCUUUCUUUUUCCAAGCGUUUUUUAUUUUGAUCUUAUUUGAUGAUCACAGACACGAUCUAACUCAAAUGGGCUUUAUCCACUAACAUCUCCUCUUGUAAAGGUCAUGCAGUCUAUUUCGUGCAAUUCAGCACUGCUGCUUUGUGUUAAAACGAAUGUGAAAGUCCAAACAUGAACCUGUGUGUGAGAAUGUAUGAAUUUGCAGUCACAAGAUUUGCAGAUUGUCUAGGCAGAUACAACCAGAUGUGUUUUUUUGCAGAAAGUGUUUUAUUAAUACUAAAUCUCAGGGUCCGACUGGUCAUCAGUUGUCUGUUCCUUUUAAGCAUUUUAAAUACUGCCAAGUAAAGUGAGAGAAUAAAAUGUUUUAUACCAAUAGUAAGACAGUACCAUCCUAACACGUGUGCUAGUGACCUAAGCACCUCUACCGUAAAGGCAAUAAUUUACACCGCCGUGCCUCCCCGGAGUAAGAGGCACUCGUGCAGAAUGAAAUAUUCCCGAUAUGGGCUGUCAGAUGUAAGCAAAUACACCUCUAGCUUUUAGUCUGCCUGAUAUGUAUAAUAAUACAAUUAAAACCGCUCACCAUAGCUCUUUUAAUGCAAAGCAUGAAUGUGGUCACUUUCCGGCACCAACAAAACCUCAUUCUACACUAUAGGACCAGCUAUGAGUCUUUUAGGUGUUGUGAAACUAAAUGUUUGUGGUUGGACAGCAUUGUUUGUUGACCGAGCUUCUAAUGUGGUAAUGUGGACAAACCUGCUCUGCUAUUCAUUAAUGAAUGCCGCUGUGGCAUCCGACUGCUUUGUAGGGGAUUUCAUGCUGUUCUUUCCUGUAUUCCUUCUAUAGAUGUCUUAAAUGUUGUCUCCCUUUAAAUUCUGUGAGGUGCAAAGAGUAUUACAGCUUGCUUCCUCACAACUUUUGUAUGAAUCUGUGUAUGUGUUUUGAGCAUAUGCUGUUACCACAUUGACAGAUGUCAUUAUAUUAUUUACUCUGGUCCAGUAAGUCAGGAUCUGAGGGUGGGUGGCAGUCCCAAUCCUGCAUUUUAAAUAGAGAUUUCUGUAUUUUUUCUCUUGGACAGAAAGCUGAUUUUAGUUUUCUGUUUUAUUCCUAUGCUGCAGACUACAGUAAAUCAAAGGUUCUAUACAUAACAUUUUUUCCUGAACGUAAAAUUCAUGAGCUUUCAUUACUUAAGACUUAAUUUUACUUGUGGUAUUUUCUUGGGUUUAAGUCUUAACUCAUUGCCAAAAUGUUAAAUGAUCUUCACCGUAUCAGGGUUAACGGAGUUAAUUGUCAUGCUGCAAAAUGCAAGAUAACAUUGUGUCUGAGCAUGUUGAAAAAAAUCCUGAAGGCAUUUGUAAACUGUGAUGUAUGUUAAAGGAAGAGAAACAUUUUUACUUUAAUAAAAGCACUUUAUUU